UCCAAGAGGGGAAGACCAGGAGAAAGCUGGAGAGAAGCAAGGAGUGGAGACGAGAGAGAGAGUUCUUCCGGUCCUAAAGCCAUGAGCCUCCUUGGGUGGGGGCUUCUGCUCGGCUGCCUGGGCUGUGCGCUCCCGCCGGGGGCCCGGGCGCAGUUCCCCCGAGUCUGCAUGACGGUCGGCAGCCUGCGGGCCAAGGAGUGCUGCCCACCGCUGGGCGCCGACCCCGCCAACGUCUGCGGCUCCCGGGAGGGCCGGGGCCAGUGUGCGGAGGUGCAGACCGACACCAGGCCCUGGAGCGGUCCUUACGUCCUGCGCAACCUGGACGACCGAGAGCGAUGGCCCCGGAAGUUCUUCGACCGGAUCUGCAGGUGCACAGGAAACUUCGCCGGCUAUAACUGUGGAGACUGCAGGUUUGGCUGGACCGGCCCCAAAUGCGAUCAGAAGAAACCAUUGGUUGUCCGGCAAGAUGUCCAUUCCUUGACCCCUCAAGAGAGGGAGCAAUUCUUGGGCGCCUUAGACCUCGCAAAGUACACUCCGCACCCCGACUACGUGAUCACCACGCAACACUGGCUGGGACUCCUGGGGCCCAAUGGGACCCAACCACAGAUCACCAACUGCAGCAUUUAUGAUUUCUUUGUGUGGCUCCACUAUUAUUCUGUCAGAGAUACAUUAUUAGGACCAGGGCGCCCAUACAAGGCUAUAGAUUUCUCACACCAAGGACCUGCCUUUGUUACCUGGCACCGGUACCACUUGUUAUGGCUGGAAAGGGAUCUCCAGCGCCUUACUGGCAACGAGUCCUUCGCUUUGCCCUACUGGAAUUUUGCCACAGGCAGGAACGAGUGUGACGUGUGCACAGACCAGCUCCUCGGGGCAGCAAGGCAAGACGAGCCGACCCUGAUUAGUCAGAACUCCCGAUUCUCCAGCUGGGAGAUUGUCUGUGAUAGCUUGAAUGACUACAACCGCCGAGUCACCCUGUGUAAUGGAACCUAUGAAGGUUUGUUGAAAAGAAAUCAAAUGGGAAGAAACAGUGAGAAAUUGCCAACUUUAAAAGACAUACAAAAUUGCCUGUCUCUCAAGAAGUUUGACAAUCCUCCUUUCUACCGGAACUCUACCCUCAGCUUCAGGAAUGCCCUGGAAGGGUUUGACAAAGCAGAUGGGACCCUGGACUCUCAAGUGAUGAGUUUUCAUAAUUUGGUUCAUUCCUUCCUGAACGGGACAAGCGCUUUGCCACAUUCUGCUGCCAAUGAUCCUGUUUUUGUGGUCCUUCAUUCCUUCACCGAUGCCAUUUUUGACGAGUGGAUGAAAAGAUUCAAUCCCCCUGCAGAUGCCUGGCCUCAGGAGCUGGCACCCAUUGGUCACAAUCGGAUGUAUAACAUGGUUCCUUUCUUCCCUCCAGUGACUAAUGAGGAACUCUUUUUAACCGCAGACCAACUUGGCUACAGUUAUGCCAUUGAUCUGCCAGUUGCAGAAACUGCAGACUGGACCACAGUGCUCUCAGUGGUUACAGGGAUGCUUGUGGUUUUGGUUGUCCUUUUUGCACUGCUGCUUUUCCUUCAAUAUAGAAGACUUCGAAAAGGAUAUACACCCUUAAUGGAGACACAGCUAAGCAACAAAAGAUACACCGAAGAAGCUUAGAUGCUCACGCCUUGCUCUAGUGAACAGGCUGACCAAGCCGUAGUUCUGACUGACAAUCUGCAAGUGAAUCCUCACUGUUCUUCCUUUCGUUGAAGAGCUUUGGCAUAGCCCCUUCUGUUAUGGUGAUGAUCCCAAGUACGGAAGAUGCUUCACUCUAGUUUCUGGUUUGCUUGUUUAUUUAACAAACAAGCUAAAGUGCUUGAGGGUAUCUCUACCAUCAAACAAAGGUAGAGCUGAUGACAACUGGUGGUAUCUGAUAAUAACUCCCCAUACUGAUUGAUUAAGCCUCCUCGUGUUCUGACCCCCCAAAAUCGAUAAGAGUGGACUCACU
Molecule: messenger RNA, 1966 nt
Organism: Odocoileus virginianus texanus
Lineage: Eukaryota; Metazoa; Chordata; Mammalia; Artiodactyla; Cervidae
Gene: DCT
Product: dopachrome tautomerase
Biological process (GO): positive regulation of neuroblast proliferation; melanin biosynthetic process from tyrosine; developmental pigmentation
Cellular component (GO): melanosome
Molecular function (GO): dopachrome isomerase activity; oxidoreductase activity
Source: RefSeq, a predicted model, not a curated record